GGGCUGCGCUGCGACCGGAAGCGGAAGUGGGUUUUCAGCGGCGCUGGCCGCUCUGUACGCGCGCCAGGGUGAGGCGGGAUGGGUUCCAAGGCCAAGAAGCGAGUGGUGCUGCCCACGCGCCCGGCGCCCCCCACGGUGGAGCAGAUCCUGGAGGACGUGCGGGGUGCGCCCUCCGACGACCCCGUUUUCGCCGCGCUGGCCCUGGAAGGGUUGCGCGGCCAGGGAGGAGGUUUGGGGAGGCGCGACGCAGCAUCUGGCUCUGAGAGCGGCGUGGGAGCCAGCCUGCUCUGUGAUUCCAUCAUGGGGUCGCCGCCCUUUGCAGGAGUGGAGGCCGAUACCCAGGCAGGGCCUCAGGACGCAGACUCCCUAGGCCUCUCCGGGAGGGCGGAGGACACGGAGGCCCAGCGGGAACAGCUCUACCAGCAGAGCCGAGCCUACGUCACCAUGAAUCAGCGGCUGCAGCAGGCGGGUGCUGGGCUGAAGCAGAAGUGUGAGGAGCUGUGGCGAGCUGGUGAGGAGCUGGAACGCGACGUCGGCCAGAAGACAGACUUUCGGAAGACCAGGGUAACAGUGGCUGCAAGAGGCAUCACAGAAGCCAGGCUGCUUGGGGGUAUCCCCACUGAGCCCCUCAGGUGCAAUCUGCUCGGUACCUGGUCCCCUGCACAGUGCCUUUGUGAGCUGCCCCUCUCCUGGGGUCCCUGGAAGCUCUGGGGUGGCAUGGUGGGGCAUCCGGAGGUGUUUCUCUUUCCCUGAAGAAGGGGAGUCUGCUUAAGCCUGAGAGACCCCUAAAACUGGGAACCAGAAAGGAGGCCUGGGGGCACAGGUGUACAGAAAGCCCAGGCUUGGCUCCCGAGAUGGCAGUGGACGCCAAGACCGCCCUGUCCAGGCUGGGCCCCCUCGCGCAUCAGCACCCUUCCACAGCUAACAGCUCGCCCGGUGCGAGGCGCUUCACCCCUCCCUGCUUGGCCCUGGUCUCCGGGCGCUGCCUGACUCUGGGGUGCUGUCUGCUCUCCGGAGCCCCCCCAGGGGUCAGGCGGGGGCGCGCUUGCUGACCUCCCUGUGCUGCCGUCCCGGGGCCAGGCCACACUCCAGCUCUGCCUCCAGGGACCUGGCCGAGGAGGAUUUCUGAAAGGUGUCCUAGUGUGUCGGCUCCUGGCGGAGGCCAGGCCCCUCCAGCCCCACCCCACCCGCACCCGCUUGGAAAGAGCCACAGGCAGCGGGGCGCGGUUCGACAGCUGGGUUUAUUAAAGGUGCGCGUAAGAC
Molecule: messenger RNA, 1263 nt
Organism: Leptonychotes weddellii (Weddell seal)
Lineage: Eukaryota; Metazoa; Chordata; Mammalia; Carnivora; Phocidae
Source: RefSeq, a predicted model, not a curated record